Molecule: messenger RNA, 11242 nt
Organism: Varroa destructor (honeybee mite)
Lineage: Eukaryota; Metazoa; Arthropoda; Arachnida; Mesostigmata; Varroidae
Biological process (GO): regulation of transcription by RNA polymerase II
Cellular component (GO): nucleus
Molecular function (GO): RNA polymerase II cis-regulatory region sequence-specific DNA binding; DNA-binding transcription factor activity, RNA polymerase II-specific
Source: RefSeq, a predicted model, not a curated record
GCUAACUUUUUUCUGUCUUCAGUUUAGGUCAACUCCGCCACUCGAGGGAGCCGCCGAAGGGACGCAUUACAUCAUUACACAACAGAAAAAUUGUGCAACUUAUGACUUAGCAUAGAGCAGACAGAUUGACCCGUUACCCGAAUAUACAAAGCAAACUACUUUUCGCCAUUUUACAUUACACGGGCAACUACUGGUAAUAAAUAGUUUGAUGACGAUGACGACUACAUAUGAUGGCAGUGUCAGUGAUAACAGUUCGGGUGAAGAAUCCGCUGGGUUAGUAUGUCGAAACACAGCAGAUAUUUCAGUAUUAUAUUGUACCGGGUCGGUGUUCCCGUCGUACGUGAACCGGUAAGCGGCUGCUUAUCACAUUAACCGAUAUAGUAUUGUGUGUAGAUAGUUUUGUGGAACAUAUUCGCUGGCACAAUACAGAAGACAUCGCUCACUGAAUGCUCAAGGGUAUACAACACCGUACACUUAGCGGUAAAUAACAACAGCCUGCUAUCUUUACUAACCAUUACUGAUACCAUAAAAUGCCAAUGCAAAGCACAGUUGAGACGGUAUAUUACGAUGAAUGUACACCGUUACCUGAUAUAGGACUGAAAAGGAUUUAAUUUAUCGGCCUGAAGCCAGCCGAGUGCUAAAGUAUGAAAAUGAGCGCACUUGUGCCGAUGCCAGCGCGCAUGCGAUAAAAUGGAUUAAUAAUUAACUUAAUAUACCAAUAGCGAAUACAUUGGGGGAAAUCGCUCGGUACCAAUUUCAGCCGCCGUUGGCAGCGACCGUGUUUCUAGUUGUCGCGAAAUGCUCCGCUAAGUACGCCGCCGGUAUACAAACCUUUGUUUUCGAACUGUUUACUUUGAACGUGGCGUUAAGAAUGUCAUAACAGUGGCGCGUUUUCACAGAUUGAAAGUGUUGACAAAAGCAAGAAGAGAUCCUGCAGUGCAGAGUUUAGCCCGGCUACAACAGUUGAAUUCAGGACAAGCUUCCCUAUACGGUUUUUUAUUCUUCUUAUAGGGGAUGUGUGGAAUACGAUGAAAGGAAAAUGAGAAACCGUCUACAGGCUUUAAGCAAAUAGCAGCUGCUAAUCGUCUACGACAAUUCAACUGAACACAUACGUGUAUGUACGUGACAGAUUAUUGUAAGGGUCAAGCUCUAAGUGAAGAGACAAUUGCGGAAACAAAGUAGAUGUAACGAAUACGUCGUGCUGUUCUUCGAUACAUGACUUCUUCUGAUGCACUUCGAGCCGGAAGGCAGCCGAAACCUGAGGUAACACUGAAUGUAUUCGAGUCCAACGGGCUGGGUCCCCCUUUCUCACGUGAGUCGACCUUAGUGACCAAUUUCGUUUACAUUGUAUAUACACAAUCAUUUAAGCUAUUAUUAAACAGAUAUUACAGCUGCUAUUUUUAAAAUGUCACUUUAGCGUAACAUUUUAGAUAAAUGCCAAAAUCCUUUAUAGCUCUGGAGCAGUAUGCAUUCAAACAGAGGGAUUCUGAUACGGCAAUCUUCACAGUUCUUUCAAGUAACGUCAAAAGAUUCGCCACACUCGAAGACCGAACGUGAACCUUCGGUUUCGUUGUUUCAUUAGUACUACCCUCAAAGUCUCAGAGAUGAGACUCAUCAUAGAACUACCUAUCUCAAUUAAUAUAAUAGGUUAUAUGAAAUUAUUCACCGAUUUUACGGCAUUCACGAAUUGCUUGCUAUCGCCGAUAUGGUUUUACUGGCGCAAAAGCAAAAGCACAGUAUUUUCAAGAUAUGUUCAUCCCUAAGAUUGACCUUUAGAGACAACGAACUAGGACGCUCACCUACUUGGCUUUUGGAAAAGCCAUAUUUUUGGAUCUGCAAUAUCGCUUGAAAACGACUUGAAAAGGUCGUGCAACAAAGUGAUCGUGCCACCAUUCUUUUGUGAUCGGUUCGACCAAAAUUGAAGAAGAAUCUUGUCUCGAGUUUUCCAGGAGUAAUAACCCUCCAUAUUGUUUUUCAGCUCGUAUGCUUAUUCGGCAGUGUACAACAACAGCAAAAAAGUUACAAAAUAAAGAACACUGAUCAGAGCAGAGCGUUCAAAAGCUAGCCUCACAGCUCUUUCCAUAACGCGGAUGUCGCUUCUGAAUGAAGCAGUAUGCAGCCGACAGUUGGUAUAUUAUAGCAACAAACCAUAUCGACGUAUUCCGAACCGACUGUAUCGCCGCAAACACGCGUUUAGAAAAGGAUCAAUACGAACUCAACGAAAAAUUCGCAAUACGUUGGUAAUAUGGUGCGAAGAACUCUUUGCUCUGAUAGCCACGAGAUGGAACCACCCAGAGAUGGGACCGACGGCUCAAGCCAUUGCUAGACAGUUGCUCGGUAUGGAUAUGGACCUUGACAUUUCACUUGAUGAGGAGCGCAGGGCUGCUGUAGAAAAAUUCAAACGCGGCGAAACAUUAAUAGAUAUGUCCAAUGUAGCGCGCAAAAACUACUAUAAGCUCUUUACCAAUAUACACGUUAGAUUCGAAGUAAUUGAGAGACCCGCAUUGGGUCAGCAAAUUGCUAGCUGGAUCUCGAUAGGCUAUCCUAGAAGGAGGCCUUUUCUAAUUAGAGAACUCAAAGCAAAACUUUUACCUAUAGACAAAAACAGCCUGGUAUUACCAAAUUCGGCCGUACUUAUCUGUGAUUAUUGGGGCCAAACCGUCUACCAAGUUCAGCCAACGAGAAUUGAGUCUCGUGAGAUCGUCAGCGACGAAUACUUUGUAACCAUUGUUGGAACGCGCGGUAAGAUUCAAGUGCGUGGUGAGGGCGGUUCCGUCAGUAUGAAGCAGGAAUUUAGAGAGACAGUUUUCAAAGCAAAGGUUUCGUUGUCCUGGUGUUCUGCCAGGAAUAAGCUAAACCGGCUUCUCCGUCGCUCCCAAUAUAGAAUAGCUUCAUUAUUAGGACUGGUGAAUUAAAAUUAAACACAUUACAAAAAGAAUGUUUAACGUUUUCUAAAUUUGUUAAACGCUUUCAGUGUUUAUUUUUGUAUGGUGUGAUGCUAGUCAGUGACUAGGUAAACCGGUAUUCCCGAAAAGCCCCUGGAUAUUGAAAGGCUUCGCGUAGAUUCCGAUGUCCUUUACGUUUUUUCUGAUGUUAAGGAUUCAUUAGAUAUGCAUCAUUCAACACUAACCAGGACAGGUAUUAUCCGGUAUAGUACAUACGUAUGGGGGGCCUCAUACAAUGCAUUUGGACCCACUAUGAAAACUGUAGGUUUCUUAUUAAACCAGGUUCGUAACAACAAAGAAAAGGAGCUUUGCGCUAAGUAUAGGGGGUUUUAUUUAGCACUUCCAGCAGCUUUGUGUGAUUAGGUGCUCAGUAUUAUCUCUUUCUAGGCAAAAAAUCAAAGUCUAACCGGAGGUGCUCUGACAGGACCUACCCGGAGAAGCAGUUUCCGUAAUUUCAAAGAUAUGAUACUAAGAUUAACAGCUGUUUGCAUGGUUGCUGUGUUGUUUCGUAAAAAAUUGAAGAAAAAGACAUCUUGAGCGUGAGGAUUAUGCUGAGCCUCUAUUGGCCAGGUUAUCUUUCUCUAUCAGUCGAACGUUGAUUUUAUAAAUGACUUCCUGUUGAGCCUUCUACUUCUUUGAGGUGCAUCCGGUGCUAAGAUCUGGCCCGGUUCAGAUUAUUAGCAAUUUUUUUAUCGGGCAAGAUUUAAAAAAAGCAGGGAUUUUUCGGAGCAGCUAAGUGUUUUUCUUUUUUGAUUUUAUCGAAUGUCCUUCAACGGAUAAGCGGCUAGUUCCAUUUCGGAAGUUUCGCGUAUUUCAGAACUCCAUUUGCAAAAAUAAGCUGAGAGCAAAUUGCAUUUGAUUGAAGUCUUCAAGUUACAUCAGUUAUAUGACUGACUACCAUAUAAUCCUUAGGGUGCGAUCUGGCCUAUACGGCAAAAUAUCAGACUAUAUGACACACUAUGUAUUAGUUUCUACAGCAUACCUGAUGCCAUGUGUCCAGAUAGGUUUUUUGAUAUCCGGUGUGUCUAACCGAAAUUAGGAACAGAGAAGAGUCUGAAUCAUUUAUGACACUCUUCACGAACCUUUGAUUUGGUCAUCUCUGGGUAAGAGUAUUUGAUUUUCCAAUGAUUUUAUUCCAAGGCCUGAGAACCUCACGUUCCAAAUAGAUUAGGCCUAACGAUCCUUCGAUCCAUUAUUUGACAGUGUUUAUCUGUUGUGUUGCAGUGUUUGGCCUUGAAAUUGUCUGCUUAUCUCGAAAUAGGACACACAUAUUUUAUCAUGUAAAGUAAUAAAGAAACCAUGCCACGGGUAGAUCUUCGAAAAUUCUUGGACGUUUGUCCACUUUCUCUUGUUUCUCACCUUGAAAAUACUAAAUUUUAUACAUUUUAGUAUGUUUACAUUUAGUAUACAUUUAUUUACACAGGAUAAUUUGACGAACUGUAAAAUUACAGCUCUUCUACUACUAACUAGCUUCUACUAGUAACUUAUAACAUUUCGGGGACCUUCUACAGUGUGCGAUGGUGCCUGUAGUAUGAUGAGAACCAUUUCGUAUGCCUCAUUUAUUUUGCUAAUUCGUAUCACAAGAUCUGCAAUCAUAAUGAUAAUAUCAAUCUCAUCAAUUCUUGUUCUUAAAAACGUUUUUUAUACUUAUUCACAUGACACACCAUUAUUUUAAAUAAAUUUGGUUUUUGCCAGAAGCAUUCACAGAAUAUCACAGAUGCAUUUGUGUCCUAUACAACGCAUACAGACAGCGUCAUAAAUCUGUACCUUACAUUUUAACGUGGGAAAAGGUACUAAUAGAAAUAAACAAGAGGUAUUGCUUGUUGAGUUACUAGGAAAGCUAAUGGUAAGUUUGCCGGAAGCAGCAAGCACCUCAACCAGGAAUUCUUGAAGAGCCUUCAGAGAGGCGUGAUGUAAAGGUUUAUCAGCCUUUGAAUGCAACUGUUCGUCCAAGGGGCAGAGUUGAUUUGCAACUGCGGGGGCAAGAUAUUAUAAUAAUAAGUAAUUAAUCUCUCCCACAAGCACAAUAACGUGAACAGCUUUGGGCAAAGUACGUUAGAUAAAUAUAGGCGACAGGAUAGAGCAGCAAUAUUGAAUAUGCUUUAUCACAGCGAUGUUCUGGCACAGGAUUUCGUUUUUGGUUAAGGAGUAAGCCCUUGUCCUUACCUUCGAUUACUUUAAGACAUGUCGAUGCCAUAGCGGGCGAUAUUUCAGUAUAACUCUGCUUCUUCAGAAAGAUCAAAUGUAUAACAUAUUCGUAAAAUCAACACUAGUAUUUGAAAUAUUAUUUUUUCAAGUUUAAUUGAAGUUGUCAGAAAUUGUGAAAAUGUUCGCGCUCUUCGUUAAUCCUCUAGCAGAAGAGGGUACGGUGAUUAUAAAUAAAAAUAUAAUAGGCUCUUAUUAUAUUGAAAUGAAACGCUCUACGUCAGGACACAUUAUGCGCUAAAGAAAGAGCUGUCCCUGUACUGAUUCGAUUUGUUUAUCAAUCCCAUUUUUGUAACUCAAAAAGGAAACCUAAAUAUUACUACUAACUGACAAAUUGUUUUCGCUAGACCCGUUUAGAAUGCCAACGUGUUUAUGCCACGCGUUUGUCAUAAUGUCAUCUGUAUUCCUUCUAUUUUCUUUUUUCAUUGUCUCCUUUUCUAUUAGACACUAAAACAAGUGUACAUAGUUCAAUCAAAGUUGAAUACGAUUGCAAAAAGUUAUUUUGCACUGUGCUAGUUCAUUUUCAAUUGGAGCUAAACUCUAUCUGAAAAAUCUUAAUUGGCUAGAUAAUAGUAGGUAAUUAGAAGCUUCAUUUUUCUGCACAUUUUCUUUUUUUUUUGUUUACUACUAUAUCGUUCGGUACCCGAUACCGACCUUAAAUAUACCAGUCGUUUCUUUAAACCAAAUAGUUCGAUACGCAGUUACAACUUACGCUUGAAGAAAUUGUUGGAUGCGGUAACAGUGGAAGCAUUGUGCUAUCCUUAGGGUUUAAGAUCACGCUAGAUUUAUCAACGGUCUACUUUUUUCUCGGCGAACUGUAUUGGAGUAACUAAGAGAGGCAUUAUAGGAACAAAUUCGCUUCAAAUCCAUCUCAAAGACAUCGAUGCGCAUAUGUGGACGCGUAUGACGGACGAUUCAGGUGAGGCUGUCCUGACCUCUUUGAUAGUUGAUAACAUUAUUGAUUACAUGUAACAGAUUUGAAACUCUUCCAGUGCAACCAUUUUUAUAACAAAGACAACUUCUGAGUAGAGCUUUAGCCCAUGUGCUAUGCGCAAUACGUAAAAUAAAUUACCUCAUAUGUAUGUUCACGUAUACACGAAAGUCGGUAUCUGACUAUCCUGCGUUCAACGAACUAUAAAGCAAUAAUUUACUCUGUCCAAACAUUCAUGUGUUUUUUUGACAUAAACGCUUCAAAAUCGUUGCUGCUGCUAUGGAAGGAAAGAACAGAAACAUCGAAGUAAAAGCUACGAGAUAUAGCGGGAUUUACACACUGGCUUCCACGAUUAGCUUAACGUGUUAAUCGGUGUGCGCCGUUCCGGAAGACCUCGACGUAUUGAGGUAUAUAGCCAUUCAAGUACACGGUGGAUCCAAAGGACCAGUUCAGAGUUGUUCAGUUUGCUGUGAAGUGCUCAACGAAGUGUGCGACGUUUUAGAGAACUUUGAAGUAUUAAGGUACAAGUGCAUAAAUAUGCGACAAAUCUGGAAUAUCAGCUCUCAUCUCAAAUCUGCAACUUCAAUGUUACUGCAGGAGGCUGAACAAGAUACGGGAGUUCUUCAUCUGUUUGUGUGACACUGACCACAAGUUUGAACAAUGUCAUAAAGAAGUGAUUCCUUAAGACGCGAGCACGUAGACUGCUGACCGGGAUUGAAGCGUAACGUAAAAGGAUAUCGUUGUUCUGUGUUAAAGGAUGGACAGCUUUGUUUUUGGCCGUCGACUUUCAUAGUUCCUUUUUUCAAGGGCGCAGGCCAACGUCACAGGCUCUAACGUUAAUCGGCGCCAUUCAUUGUUGGCUACUUAAUUUCGCCGAAUCGGACAGUUGCAUGAAGGCCAACGGCAGGCAGCUUGAAUCAGUGUCGUCGGACCAUCUACGUCGUCACAAACGAGAACGAGGUGCGCGAGCGGCUGACUCGUCCUGGGCAUCAGAAGCAAAAGCAAUGGUGAGGUGAACAGCGGAUACUGUCUUGUGCUCAAAGAUGCUAUUGUAAACUUAAUUGGCGGCUAGCGUAUUCACCCACACGGGUCGUUCGGUGUCUUGAAACUGUGUCACAGCGGCCGGAGACACACAUCUUGAUCGAAUCAAGAAGACGAAAACGGCCAGGGGGGCUUGCGCCAAUGGAUCUGUAGGCGUCACAAGAAAGCUGUAAGGCAACGGGCGACAUCAGUCGCAAGGCUUAAUGGCCGCCAGAACACUGGUUUAAUUACAGAGAGAGCAAGAUGCAAUUGCCCUAGAUAUGCCCAUCCGUUCUCGAGCGGGGAACCCAAUUCAUUGGAGAGAACUAACCCGCCAUUUUGCGGCUUAAGUUGGCUGGAUUUGGUGCUGCGUUGUGGAGUUCAGAUCGAUAUUUCAAGUACCUGUUCGGGCCGUUUUUUUGUGCAGGAGAGGGGCUGGUGUGGGGGUUACGCCGGAUGAUUCUAACGGCGUUUAUGACAGCCACGGAGAGGCAGUGUAGAAGUUUCAAAAAAAAGAAGCGGUUUACCUAGUGGGUGUGUCUUUUGUCGCCACAAAAUGCGCUUACUGGAGAGGGCAAAAAGGCUAAGAUCCACCCACGAAUGCAGCUAGCUACCAAGACACUGGGUCAAUGUGACCGCAAUUUAAGUUACCGCAAAGAUGGGACGACGUCAAAAGUGAUCUCGUCGCUGGACCAUGUGGUCUCUAUGUGGCUAGCCGGAACAACUGUCUGUUGAUUCUCUGUAAAAUUUUCUCUUAACCUGCCUGCGCAUACCUACAGACUUCGCGCGUCUGGACAAGUGUCUUCGGAAAGUGAUCUCAAGCAAUAGGUUUUGAGUACGUUUGGGAACUCGACGAUUAUUUCUUGUAAAGUGACUAACUUGAAGGACAAAAAGGACCCGUCCGAGCGCAUUUGGAAAACACCGAAAGGACAACGACGUGAUCGAAUACACCUAGACUGGGAUACGCCCCUUGAAGGCCUCCGAUUCACCAAUUUUUGUGCAUGUUCUGCUGGUAUAGACGAAGCAUUAAACAUGGAUCUGUCAGUGGAAUUUCGCCCUGCUCUGGGGGUUAAACGUGAGAGUUCAGUAUCUCCUCCCGGGUGGGACCAUUCAUCAGAGGGGGACCGACCGCUAGAUUUCAGCAGGCAGAGUCCAUCUGCAACGAACGAAAAGGUUGCUAACGACGCCGACUCGUCCCCAGCAAAAAAGUGUGCUGUCUCCGAACCUGAACAGGAUUCUCCACGCACGAUGCCCGAUCAACGAAAACUUCUGUUGACAAACCCACAACAGCUACGCUUUCACGACAUGCACUGCCCGACCAGCCCGCCUCAGAGUCUAUCUCCGAACUUUCAAGCAAUAAUGGGGCUUGCACCGAACGUUCUGCAGUCGAACGAAGAUCAUUUGAACCUUUACGAAUCCCUUGUGCUCAAGUCACUACAGUCUGGUUCCAGCCCACAGCAUAUCUUCGACCCAGGCUAUCUGCACUUCAGAAAUCAGUUCCUGCUCCAGAAAAAGAUGCAAAACACUCAGAGACGUAAGACUGUGUCAAUGUCGACCCCAACGACUACAUCUUUAACUCCCAUACCGAAAAGUUCCGAUUCAACGGAACCAUCAUCCGAAUUGUCGGAUCAGUCCAAUGAUUCUAGCCAUGUUCACCAUAACCAGGCCGAUUCAACAAAUCGAACGGCAGUUUUGCCUACUGUUACAUCACCGCCUUCAUCCGCUUUGCCGACCUCCAGUAGCAAUUCAAAUGGCACUUCGAGACGACGCGGUAACCCUUUCCCCGAGGAGCUCAAGGACACAGCGUACUGGGAGCGUAGGCGCAAGAAUAAUGAAGCUGCAAAGAGGUCUCGGGACGCGCGGCGUGCUAAAGAGGACGAGAUCGCCAUUCGAGCAGCUUAUCUCGAGCAGGAGAAUAUCAAAUUAAAGGUCGAACUUAGCACUCUUAACCAACAACUAGCACAUCUACGAGCAUUUGUUGAAGCGCGUCAAAUCUAGACGUCGUCCCCGUCGAAGCAGGAUUGCGUCGUUUUCUAUUGUGUCAACCGGCUUCCCAGUCAGUAACUAUAACCGGCUGACAUUAAUGGGCUAGAAGCAAGAUGAAGACGUCACAGAUCGAAGAAGAUCUCGUAGACAUUUUUAUAGUAUAUGCAUGUUGACAUCUCGUAAACCCCCCCCCCAUUAAGCUUACUGGUGGCAAAUGAGCCCAUGGGGGUUAAGAAAUGUUACACGCAUCUAAUGCUUAAGAACAAAAUGAUCUAAUAAUCGGUUAUUGGAAAUAGUACAAAGGACGAAUUCUCUAUGGGAGUAUUAGAAAGGGCUCUCGACACAGCCAUUUUUACCAACUUUACCGUAUCUCAAAAUGUAUAGGCGUAAAUAUCACUACUUAAUGAAUGAACGCUGUCUUGCAGUGAAUCCGUUACGCCAUUUUAGGGCUAUGUAUGGCUUUUCCCACAUCUAAAAUUAUGAUGAACUUCAUUCCUGAUAGACGCUUACGAGUGCAGCCGGUGUUUUCUAUCAGGAACAAAGUUCCCUAUGCCGUAUUAUGUGGCAAAAACCAUAUCGAAUACACCGUAAUGGAUAUACUAUCAAAACGAUCUUCUUGAAUGUGAAUAUUUCGUACGUAACUUACUGUUUACAUACAAAGAGCUGGAACAUCGGCAGGAAUAGGCGCAUAGGCUUAGAUCGAUCGUCUUUAAACUAUAAUGUGUUAUUUUAAUUUAUUUUAUGUUACCUAACGGUUACAGAAUAAAUAAAUGAACUGUCAGGAAAUAGUAGCUAGCAAGCGAUAAAUAAAGCAGAUUAUUUGGUUACCUCUCGAAUCCGCCAUAGAUACCGAGGUCGCAGCUUCGAAAUGUGCUAAAUUCGACUUUGUAUUCAGAUGCUCAAGCCCGAAAAACGUUCGAAGCUGCCAGAUUAUCGGCCGGAUGGCGUAUUGCACAAGUAGCUCUGCAGUGAGUGCUAGCAGCAAGAAAGGCCAUAUCGAGGAAAGGAAAUUGAAAUUCUCAUAGAUUUCAUAACAUUCGUGAUACCUUUUUCCUUGAGCGAUGCCUCGUGCGUUAUGCUGAUGCAAUGGAAAGAGGUAAGGAUUGAGACGGAAAUACGAACAAAGAAACAACAAACGACGUCAUAGCCUCACCCAACCUAAAUACCUAGUCACUGUAUUACCUUACGUGGUGGGUUGAAACCUGAUUUCCAGACGCUGUUUUGUCGAACAGCGCUAUUUCUGUUCAAUGUUAAGGAAGGAGAGAUAGCUAUUAAAGGACAGAGAUAUCAUACAACAAUGAAUGAAUAAUAUCCGGCGUAUUGCUAUGCAAAGAAGGAAAUAUUAUAUAUAUUCUAGGUACCUGUAAAUGUAGAAAAGAACCUUAUUCAGCAAAUAUGGAAUCAAAAAAAAAACUGCCUGUGAUAACGCGCUCAUGGCCAUUUUCUAUGCGAACAAUACUAUCGAUUGCAACUAGUAAAUAAAAGAGAAUCUUUUAAAUGGACCUGAAGAAGAAGUAGGACGAGGUGGAGGAAAGGCCCUGACAACGUUCAAACCAUAUGUAAGUUAGAUUACAAUUGAAAGAAAGCGAUUCACACCAUCAGAUACACCAUGAAUUUUCCCCCCAUCUCACGACGACGCUCGUAAUAUGGAUACCCAGUUUUUAGAAAGAGAAAUUCGUAGAUUGCUAGGUAUAAGAAAACGGGUAGGCGCGGAACAAGGGAGUAUUUCCACUAGAUAGCUUGGAAGUGAUGAACGGACGCUCGCUCGCUUUAUUCACAAACAAACAGGACCAAAAGACAACUGAUUAACGCUGCGUCCUUAAAUUAAGCUAGCUUAUAUUAUUUGCAAUGGUACGUUUUAAUGUGUCAAGUACCUUUAUGAUGAACAGUCGAAAGAGAAAGAUGUUUACAUUUAGAAACAGCGGUAGUGGCGCGCACAUCUGUCCGAAUUAUGUUAAAAGAUAUUAUGCACGGAUGCAGUGUUCGCGUCAACAAACGAUAUUCGACCUUCCGAUCUGAGGGAAGCAGAAGUAGCCGGGCUGUCAGAUUUCAUAACGCGUGUCCAGCUAUGCAUCGAUCUACAUGCAGAUGAUACAAUUAUUAUAGAUGCGUGCGACAGCCAUCUGCGAAGAUGAGAAGAUUGUAUAAAUGGGCU